AUGAAUGCCCCUCCUGCCUUCAAGUUGUUCCUGCUCUUCAAGGGUGUGAAGAUCACCAUCAACAAGGACACCAAGGUGCCCAAUGCCUGCUUGCUCACCAUCAACAAAGAAGACGACACCCUCAGAAACAUCAUCAAAUCACAGCUGUUGAAAGACGCACAGGUGCCGUUUGCCAGCUACAAAGUCCCCCACCCCUUGGAACACAAGAUCAUCAUCCGCGUGCAGACCACCUCUGGGUGGCCAUCAAAGACAAGCAAGAAGGAAUUAAAUAGUGAACUGGAAGGAGCCUUGCUCAGCCUAGAAGCCCAGCUCCAACCCACUCUGGGCACUUCUCUCAGGGCAUCAGGCACUGUCCUUGUAAAGAUAGCUCAUGAGCCCCUCAGCCCGGCACCUAUGUCUCUAGUACUUAUGUUCCCCUCCUAA
Molecule: messenger RNA, 423 nt
Organism: Chrysochloris asiatica (Cape golden mole)
Lineage: Eukaryota; Metazoa; Chordata; Mammalia; Afrosoricida; Chrysochloridae
Product: DNA-directed RNA polymerase II subunit RPB11-b1-like
Exons: 1
Coding region: 1-423 (140 amino acids)
Biological process (GO): transcription by RNA polymerase II
Cellular component (GO): RNA polymerase II, core complex
Molecular function (GO): protein dimerization activity
Source: RefSeq, a predicted model, not a curated record